Messenger RNA from Prosopis cineraria, 1637 nucleotides. Its product is annotated as protein NDL2-like. The coding region runs from base 186 to 1229 and encodes 347 amino acids. Lineage: Eukaryota; Viridiplantae; Streptophyta; Magnoliopsida; Fabales; Fabaceae. The transcript is spliced from 11 exons. The record is from RefSeq and is a predicted model, not a curated record.
GGACCGCUCGUGAAGCCUUAAGUACCACGGGAUGGAGCGUCGGUGACUCGGUUUUGGACUCGUGCGAGUUAAGAGCGAUUGGCAUAUAAAGCAUGGAAUCCCGGAGCAAUGCUUGCGCCAAUUGAGACUUGAGGGAGACAAGAGAGAGGGGGAGAGAGAGAGAGAGACAGUAAAAGGAGAGAGGAAUGGUGGAUUCUAACGAUUCAGUGUCGGUGGAUAUUGACGCGAUCUCUCCCAAGGCUAAGGAACAUGUUGUAAGGACACGUCAUGGUUCUGUCUCUGUUUCUGUGUACGGAGACCAGGACAAGCCAGCACUUAUAACUUAUCCUGAUUUAGCUUUAAACUAUGUCUCUUGCUUUCAGGGGUUCUUGUUUUGUCCUGAAGCGUAUUCCUUGCUGCUGCACAAUUUCUGCAUAUAUCAUAUAAGUCCUCCCGGGCAUGAGUUGGGAGCUGCUGCAAUUGAUCCUGACGACCCGGUGCUUUCAGUUGAUGACUUGGCUGAUCAGAUAGCUGAGGUUCUAAAUUUUUUUGAUCUCAGUGCCGUCAUGUGCAUGGGAGUAACUGCAGGGGCUUACAUCCUUACCUUAUUUGCUAUGAAGUAUAGACAACAUGUCCUUGGUUUGAUACUCAUUUCUCCUCUUUGUAAAGCACCAUCUUGGACAGAAUGGUUGUACAACAAGGUGAUGUCAAAGUUGCUCUACUUUUACGGCAUGUGUGGGUUGGUAAAGGAAUUAUUGCUGAAGCGGUACUUUAGCAAGGAAGUUCGAGGGUGUGCUCAAUUACCAGAGUCAGACAUAGUUCAAGCAUGCCGAAGGUCAUUGGAUGAGAGACAGAGUUUGAAUGUUUGGAGAUUCCUGGAAGCUAUUAAUGGGAGAUCCGACAUAGGUGAAGGAUUGAGAAAAUUGCAGUGUCGUUCCCUAAUUUUCAUUGGUGAUAUGUCUCCAUUUUACGCUGAUUCUCUCCAUAUGACUUCAAAGUUGGAUAGACGAUUCAGUGCCUUGGUUGAGGUUCAAGCAUGUGGAUCAAUGGUAACAGAGGAACAGCCUCAUGCUAUGUUAAUACCAAUGGAAUACUUUCUCAUGGGUUAUGGCUUGUACCGACCAUCCAAGCCGAGUGUGAGCCCAAGAAGUCCCUUGAGUCCAUCGUGGAUUUCUCCCGAACUUUAUUCACCUGAGAGUAUGGGUUUGAAAUUGAAACCAAUAAAAACACGGCUCUCUGUGGAAAUCUAAAAGUUGGAUGAAUUUGCCAAUUUGCUGCUCUUUCUCAUGUUUGUUGUAUGAGUUUGUAAUUUUGUGGCUGGUGAGAAGGCUGGUGAAUAGUGGAUGCAGAGUAUUGUACAUAGGGAGAGGAGUUAGGAAAUCGAGGCAAGAGACUCGGGAAGAGGUUAGUUGAAAAGCAGAUACAGUCAUUCUUUCAUUUGUAAUCAUAGAUAUUAGUUAACAUGUCUGAAUAGGUGGGGGGUCAAGUUUCGGAGUUAUUAUCUGGAUAAAUAAAACAGUAAAGGCCUGAUUUUACAUUUGUAAAGCAAACAUGGAGAUCGAGGGUAUUGUAAUUCCUGUUCAAUUUUAUUGUCCCGUACUCCCUUGUAUCAUGUUGAUGGCAUAUUCAGUGUCGGCACAUAUUUUUUUCUUUUUUAA